Camelina sativa (false flax) is the source of this 4279-nucleotide messenger RNA. NCBI's taxonomy places the organism in Eukaryota, Viridiplantae, Streptophyta, Magnoliopsida, Brassicales, Brassicaceae. The record is from RefSeq and is a predicted model, not a curated record.
GAUCAUUCGAAAAGUUUCGGAGAGGAGAAGAUACAACGAUGGAAGGGAGCUUUGACUUUAGUAGGAAAUCUCUCCGGUUUAAUUUACGGAACUGUGUGGCGUUUCAGCGAUUGCAUAUUCUUGUUGCUGAGAUUUCGAAGAGCACAGAGUUGAUUUAUUAAGGGAGAUGGAGAUGGAGAAUGGCGUUGUUUUCCCUCAUAGGCUCAAGUUCAACGUCUUUCUCAGCUUCCGAGGCCUAGACACGCGCAAAAACUUCUGUGAGCGUCUCUAUGUCGCGCUCAACGGGAAGGAAAACGUCCGAGUCUUCCGUGACAACGAGGGUAUGCAACGAGGCGAUGAGAUCGGUCCAAGUCUCGACUUAGCUAUAGAGGACUCAGCAGCUUCCAUCAUCAUCUUAUCCACUAACUACGCUAACUCUUCCUGGUGCUUAGAUGAAUUAGCUUUGCUCUGCGAUCUUAGUGCAUCUCUGAAACGUCCGAUGAUUCCCAUCUUUUAUGGAGUCAAUCCCUCUCACGUCCGCAAACAGAGCGGUCAUUUCGAGAAGCAUCUUGAAGAACACGCCAUUGAAUUUGACGAGGAGAAGAUACAGCGAUGGAGGCGAGCUAUGUAUUUAGUCGGAAAUAUCCCUGGAUUUGUCUGCACAGAAGAUACUGUUGAAGAUGACAUGAUAGGGCUGGUGGUGAAAAGGGUUUUAGCUGAAGUGAGGAAUACACCAGAGAGAGUGGCAGACUACACUGUUGGGCUGGAAUCAUCUGUUGGGGAUUUGAUGCAGCUGCUCAAAUUUGAAUCCUCUUCUCGUGUUCAAAUCUUGGGACUUUACGGUAUGGGUGGUGUUGGCAAGACGACCCUUGCUAAAUACUUCUAUAACAAGAUCAUUGUUGAUUUCGAGCAUCGAGUAAUCAUCUAUAACGUUAGAGAAAAAUCAUCAACCCAAGGUGGCUUAGACGAUCUGAAAGGAACUUUCGUUCGUAAACUUUUCCAAGGAGAGAAUGCUCGUGGGAAGAAGAUUCUUGCGGUUUUAGAUGAUGUUGAUAACAUCGAACAGGUUAAUGCACUGAUUGGUGAAAUAAGCUUGUAUGAUAAAGGAAGUCUUAUAGUCAUCACUACCAGAGAUGAGGAGAUUCUGAGUAGGCUCUCAGUGAACCUACGAUAUGAGGUCAAGUGCUUGACUGAGAUGGAGGCAUUGAAGUUGUUUAGUUAUUACUCGCUACGAAAAGAGAAACCACCAUCAGAGAGUCUGUUGGAGUUGUCCAAGAAGAGUGUUGAGUUAACAGGACUGUUGCCACUGGCUGUUAAAGUUUUUGGUUCUCAUUUGUAUGACAAGGACGAAAACGAAUGGCGAGUUCAAAUAGAGAAGCUGAAAAAUAUCCAACCAGACAAACUUCAUGGUGUUCUGGCGCUGAGUUUCGAAUCUUUAGACGAUGAAGAAAAAAAAGUAUUCCUCGAUAUAGCGUGUCUCUUUCUCAGAACGAAGAUAACAAAAGAUGAAGUUGUUGACAUACUGAACGGAUGUGGGUUUCACGCUGAGGUUGCCCUCAGUGUCCUCAGACAGAAGUCUCUCAUUAAGAUUAGAGACAAUAAUCUUUGGAUGCAUGAUCAGAUUAGAGACAUGGGUAGGCAAAUGGUCCUUAGAGAAAGCAGAGAGGAUCCUGGAAUGCGAAGUAGACUCUGGGAUCAUGGUGAAAUUAUGACCGUAUUGAACAAUAUGAAGGGUACGCCAUCCAUCCGAGGAAUUGUAUGCGACUUUGAAAAGAAGUCUACCGAUGAGAUUGCUUCGAGGAUUCUACACAACAAUCCCGCAGAGGAAAAGCCAAAAUGUUAUGAAAGCACCAUCCCGGUAGAGCCUUUUGUACCAAUGACGAAGUUGAGACUUCUUCAGAUUAAUCAUGUGAACCUGGAAGGAAAUCUAAAACUCCUCCCAUCUGAACUCAAGUGGAUACAGUGGAAAGGUUGUCCGUUAGAAGAUCUCCCUCUAAAUGUUCUUGCUGGGCAACUUGCUGUUCUUGAUCUUUCAGAGAGUGGAAUAAGACGAGUCCAGAGUUUGUCUAGCAAAGAGGUUGAUAAGAACUUGAAGGUUAUAAAUUUGCGUGGUUGCCACAGCUUAGAAGCCAUUCCUGAUUUAUCAAACCAUAAAGCCCUAGAGAAGCUUGUUCUCGAGCGAUGCAAACUUCUGGUGAAGGUUCCUAGCUCUAUUGGCAAUAUAAGAUCAUUGGUUCACUUGGACUUCAAGAACUGUUCAAAUCUCUCUGACUUUCGUGUGGAUGUUUCUGGACUGAAGCUUCUCGAAAAACUUACCCUCUCUGGCUGUUCAAACCUGAGUGUGUUGCCAGAACGCAUUGGUUUCUUGCCGUGUUUGAAAAAGCUUCUUCUUGAUGGAACUGCAAUAAAGAAGUUACCAGAAUCCAUUUACCGCCUCGAAAAUCUUGAAAAGCUUAGUCUAAAGAGCUGCAGAUCUAUUAAAGAGCUACCUUUGUGCAUAGGAACAUUGACAUCACUGGAGAAGCUAUAUCUUGAUUUUACUGCACUGCAAAAUCUUCCGCCUUCUAUCGUAAAGCUAAAAAAUCUCCAGAAGCUGCAUUUGAGGUGUUGCAAAUCCCUUUUUGAGAUUCCUGGCACUAUCAAUAAGCUCAUAUCACUGAAGGAAUUAGUCAUCAACAGAAGCGGGGUAAAAACUGUAUCUCUAGAAUCAGGCUCACUGCAACGUUUGACUGACUUUUCAGCAGGAGAUUGCACACAUCUAAAAGAGGUUCCUAGUUCUAUUGGUGGAUUAAAUUCUCUUCUCCAGUUGAAUUUAGAUAAGACCGCAAUUACUACUCUACCAGAAAGAAUUGGUGACUUGCAAUUUAUCCUCAAACUUGAGUUGAGGAACUGCGAAUUUCUGAAAGUCCUGCCUAAGUCAAUCGGAGCUAUGGAUACACUCUGUAAGUUAUACCUUGAAGGCUCUAACAUUGAGGAACUACCGGAAGAUUUUGGCAAUCUGGAAAACCUGGUCUUACUCCAAAUGAACAAGUGUAAAAUGCUAAAGAAGCUUCCUGACUCAUUUGGAAACUUGAAAUCUCUUUACCAUCUAUACAUGGAGGAAACUUUGGUCAUGGAGUUGCCAGAAAGUUUCGGUAACCUCUCAAAGUUAAGGGUAUUGAAAAUGCUGAAGAAGCCUCUCUUUAGAAGUACUGGGAGUUAUCCUCCAGGUACAAGCGAAGACACUCAUUUUGUAGAAUUACCAAACUCUUUCGCAAACCUCAAGUUGUUCGAGGAACUUGAUGCUCGCGGUAGGGGAAUAUCGGGUAAAAUCCAAGAUGGUCUUGAGAAGCUUUCGUCUCUAAAGACACUGAACCUGGGGAAUAAUUGUUUUCAUAGUCUCCCUUGUAGUCUCAAGAGGUUAUCAAAUCUCAGAGAACUCUCAUUGUAUGACUGCCGAGAGCUCACAUGUCUUCCCCCUCUUCCAUGUCAACUGGAGCAGCUAAACCUAGCAAACUGCUUUUCGUUGGAGAGUAUAUCCGACCUUUCAGAGCUCAGUAUCUUGCACGACCUCAAUCUCACAAACUGUGUGAAACUGGAUGAUGUUCCAGGCCUAGAGAAGUUGACGGGUCUGAAACGAUUAUACUUAAGCGGCUGUAACUCCUGCUCCCUUGCAGUAAAGCAAAGUCUCUCCAAGGUAUCUUUGAAAAUGCUGCGGAAUCUGAGUUUGCCUGGAAACAGGAUCCCGGGCUGGUUCUCACAAGGCCCUCUCACGUUCUCAGUUCAACCGAACAGAGAGCUCAGAGGUGUAAUCGUUGCUGUUGUUGUGGCUCUUAACCUUGAAAAUGAAGAUAACUACCAGCUGCCUGAUGUGGUGGAUGUUCAAGUUCAAAUUCUCAAUCUCGACCUAGCCUUAUACACCCACACAUUGCACCUCUCUGGAGUGCCUAUAACAAGUAAUGAUCAACUCCACAUCUGCCGUUACUCAGCUUCGCACGCAAUGGUUAAGGCGUUAAAAGACGGUUAUACCAUACAGGUGAUCAAAAGACAACCGCCAUUCAAACAAGGCGUCGAGCUAAAGAUGCGUGGGAUUUAUCUAAUUUACGAGGGGGAUGAUGAUAUUACAGGCGAUGAAGAUUUCUUAACUGAGUCACAGCUAACAAUUUCUCAGAAACUUGCCAAUUUUUUCAGCUCUUGACUAGCUAAGAAAAUGAAUCUACUGUUACAUGAUUUGCUACCACGGAGAUGUUAAGAAACUGCACAGAGUCAGUCUUAUCAUACUAACUGCUGGCUGUUGCUCAUAUAAGAGUGUUUUGGCUCU